Elephantulus edwardii (Cape elephant shrew) is the source of this 2508-nucleotide messenger RNA. RefSeq names its product progesterone immunomodulatory binding factor 1 (gene PIBF1). The transcript has 18 exons. The coding region runs from base 7 to 2508 and encodes 833 amino acids. Gene Ontology annotation, biological process: cilium assembly. Gene Ontology annotation, cellular component: centriolar satellite. NCBI's taxonomy places the organism in Eukaryota, Metazoa, Chordata, Mammalia, Macroscelidea, Macroscelididae. The record is from RefSeq and is a predicted model, not a curated record.
AUAAAGAUGUCUCGAAAGUUUUCUAAGGAGUUAAAGAAAGUGAACAUUUCUAGUUCUCUAGAAUCUGAAGAUAUUAGUUUAGAAACAACAAUACCUACAGAUGAUAUCUCCUCAUCGGACGAGAAAGAUGGUAAAAUAAAAAUCACCAGGCAGCUAAUUGAAAGGAAAGAAUUACUUCAUAACAUUCAGUUGCUGAAAAUAGAACUAUCUCAGAAAAAUAUGAUGAUCGACAAUUUGAAAAUGGAUUAUCUUACAAAGAUUGAGGAGUUGGAAGAGAAGCUUAAUGAUGCUCUUCAUCAGAAGCAGCUGCUCACCCUGAGGUUAGACAGCCAGCUGACUUUUCAGCAGAAGGAUGCAAGAAAAUAUCAAGAACUGUUGAAAAAAGAAAUGGAAACUAUCUUAUUGAGACAGAAACAGCUAGAAGAGACAAAUCUUCAGCUAAGAGAGAAGGCGGGAGAUAUUCGUCGAAAUCUGCGUGACUUUGAGUUGGCAGAAGAGCAAUACAUGAAAUUAAAGUCAUUCCCUGAAGAUCAGCUUUCUAUUCCUGAAUAUGUAUCUAUUCGUUUCUAUGAACUAGUGAAUCCAUUAAGAAAGGAAAUCUAUGAGCUGCAAGUGAAAAAGAAUGACCUCGCAGAGGAAUUAAAUGCAAAUAGAGGCCAACUGAAGCAGCUUACAGAGACAUACGAAGAAGAGCGAAGACACCGCUCUGAGCUUCAAAAUAGAUGUCAACGUUUGGCCUUAGAAUUAGCAGACACAAAGCAAUUAAUUCAACAAGGUGACUACCGUCAGGAAAACUAUGAUAAAGUCCAGAGUGAACGUGAUGUCCUUGAACAGGAACUAACUGAGUUUAGAAGAAAGCAUGAAAUACUUGAAGCUUCUCAUAAAAACCAAGUAAAAGAAAGAAGUGAAUUAUCAAAAGAGGUAACCACUCUACAGCAGACUGUGACUUUAUUGCAAAAAGAUAAAGAAUAUCUAAAUCGUCAAAACAUGGAACUUAGUGUUCGUUGUGCCCAUGAAGAAGAUCGUCUGGAAAGACUACAGAUUCAACUUGAAGAAACCAAAAAGUCUAGAGAAGAGAUGUAUGAAAAAUAUGUAACAUCCAGAGACCAUUAUAAAACAGAAUAUGAAAAUAAACUUCGGGAUGAAUUGGAACAAAUCAGAUUAAAAACAAAUCAAGAGAUUGAUCAACUUCGAAGUGCCUCCAGGGAAAUGUAUGAACGGGAAAAUAGAAAUCUACGAGAAGCAAGAGAUAAUGCAGUGGCUGAAAAGGACCGAGCAGUGAUGGCUGAAAAAGAUGCUUUAGAAAAACAUGAUCAGCUCUUAGAAAGAUACAGAGAAAUGCAACUCAGUGAGGAAAGUAAAGUGACGGAAUUUCUCCAUCAAAGUAAAUUAAAGUCUUUUGAGUGUGAGCGUGUCCAACUUCUUCAAGAAGAAACUGCAAGAAAUCUCGCACAGUGCCAACUGGAAUGUGAGAAAUACCAGAAAAAAUUAGAGGUUUUAACGAAAGAAUUUUACAGUCUCCAGGCCUCAUCUGAAAAACGCAUUAGUGAACUUCAAGCACAGAACUCUGAGCACCAAGCAAGGCUAGACAUUUAUGAGAAACUGGAAAAAGAGCUUGAUGAGAUAAUAAUGCAAACUGCAGAGAUUGAAAAUGAAGAUGAGGCUGAAAGAAUUCUUUUUUCCUAUGGCUAUGGUGCUAAUGUCCCCACAACAGCCAGAAGACGAUUAAAACAAAGUGUCCACUUGGCCAGAAGAGUGCUCCAGUUAGAAAAACAAAACUCGCUAAUACUGAAAGACUUAGAGCGUCAGAAGGACCAAGGCACACAGCUUUCACGGGAGCUUGACAGGGCCAACUCACUGUUAAAUCAAACACAGCAGCCGUAUAGAUACCUGAUUGAGUCAGUGCGCCAGAAAGAUUCCAAGAUUGACUCAUUAAAGGAGUGUAUUGCACAACUUGAAAAAGAUGUCAGCAAUCUAACUAAAGAAAAAUCAGCCUUACUACAGAUAAAGAAUCAAAUGGCAUUGGAUUUAGAACAGCUCCUAAAUCACCGUGAGGAAUUGGCAGCAAUGAAGCAGAUUCUUAUAAAUAUGCAAAGUAAGCAUCAUGAGGACAGCUUACUUAUUACCCGAAAGGAUUCAAAACAUGUGACAGAAAACAAGAAGUCAAAAACUGUGGAUGUGCCUACAGAACAUGAAGAAAACAUAUUCAUACCCAAACCAACACUCUUUACUCAGAAUGUAAGUACUGUACAGUUUAAGCUACAAUAUGCUUGGCCUGUAACUUGCUUCAAGGCAUUUAUAUUUAUGCCAUUUUUGUCUGCUAAUUAUAGUAACAAGUUGGAAACAGCAAUUCCAGUCUCCCAGAAAGAUUCCACCCGCUGCUCUCCUUCCCUCUGCGCAGCCCAAUCUGUCAGACAAGUUGUGUACAAACUGCGCGGCCACUCUGCGCGCGAAGCUCGUGGCCCGAGAGGGGUGCGGUCGGCCCGAAGGAGACGGGGCCCUCGGUGA